AAUAGAAACAAAUCGUUUGAGCCUGAAGUGAACCGGUAACAUUAUAAAUAUCGGUAAAUUUAUAAACUAUCUAUUUUAAAAAUGGAUGAAGAUUUGGAAAUUCUAGAAAAUGCACUCUUCAAUCUUCAAGCUCCCGAUGUAGAAAGAAGCAAUUAUGAAAGCCUUUACAAGUACUGGGGAAAAUUUGGAAAUCAAGAAGAGAGACGAAUGCGACUUUUGGAAAUUCAAAGAGGCAAUAGAAAUAACAAAAUAGAUAAAUUCCGGGGCAUCUUGGAUCUCGUCGAAUCCGGUGAGGAUAGUAAAUUAUUCAAACCAUACAAGAAGGCUCCAUACAAGCCAAAUGUAAAUGUUGCUGGAUUCAAUAAGACCGGCCUUACAUACAGCAAUGUUCUUAUGCUGUCAGAAUGGAUGAUUGAAAAGCCAAGAGAUUUUAGUACGAAUUGGUAUGUGGUGCCUUGUCCAAAAGGCAUGCGGCUGCUCGUUGUUGCAAAUCAUGGAACAACAAAAUUCUAUUCAAAGUAUGGUUACUUUAAAUUUGAGCUUCACACUGGGUUGCCAGGAGGAAAUCCACACAAUUGUUACCGCAAAAAUAGUUGUGUAUUGGACUGUUUCUUCCAUGAAGAGACAAACACUAUGUAUUUAUUGGAUUUGCUUGCCUGGAAUAAUCAGCCAAUGACUGAUGGAGAGACUGAAUUCCGUCAUUAUUGGAUGAAAACUCAGCUAGAAGACUUUCCGGAUACACAAACAAUCAAUAAGAAAAACAAGGUUAUCAUAAAAAUACUCCCCAAGCUGCCAUGCUCAAAUCAUUUCCUCAGCUAUUUACUAAGUGCAUAUCCCCAAUUCGAGAAUAACUCUCCAAAACUAGAUGGCUUGCUGUUCUAUCACAAGAAGGCGCACUAUGUUGCUGGCGAGACUCCUUUAGUUGGUUGGUUGUAUCCUUUCAUGAUACCUGAAGUUCUUGGUGAAGAUAUAAUAAUACAUCCAGAGUAUGUCGACGAAACUCCAGAAGAUUAUGUGAAUCAAGCUGAUUUUAUUCAGAAGUUUGAAGAUGAGAAAUCAAAGAAAAACAAAUUAAGAAGCAAUAAUAAAAACAUGAAUAAGGAUACAGAUUCAAACAAGUCAAACAAGACUGAGAAAAUUACUACUACAAAUGAAACCGUUACCGCUACUAUGGAAGACGAAGAAAUCAGUGAGAAAGAAAAGUGUGACACAGAAAAAGAAGUAAAUGAAUUUGAAAUGAAAUAAAUAUUCAAUACAUAGAUGUUAAUUACAUAUGAUUAUUGUUGAUUGUAGUGUGUAGUUACUUAUAUCUAAUUAAAAGUUACUUGACAUUCUAUUAAAAAUUGUAUACAUUAUAAAAUGUAAUUAAUGUUGUCUACUCUGUGCAAAUACACAUGGUCGGAUUUAAUUGUUUAGCAGGCAUUGCAACAACAGAUAAGUUGAAUAGAGUAUUUGAACCAUAAGAAAAACGUUUUUAUUGAUUUGAGUUCAUUAAUGGUCUCCUAAAUCAGGUCCUGCAAAUAAUUACAUUAUGUAUGAUGAAAAUGUAAGUGAUUCCUAUUAAAUAUGUUGAUUUUAAUGAAUGCUAAACAUGUAUGAAAAAUGCUCACGUAUACCACAUGCUAUACAUAAAGAGGUCCGAUUGUUAGGAAAUAUAUAUUUGGUAUAAUGCUUAUGUAAUGUUAAUCAUUUAGGAAUAAAAUAAAUAUUAAACGAA
Molecule: messenger RNA, 1717 nt
Organism: Nymphalis io (European peacock)
Lineage: Eukaryota; Metazoa; Arthropoda; Insecta; Lepidoptera; Nymphalidae
Gene: Snup
Product: snurportin-1
Exons: 9
Coding region: 82-1245 (387 amino acids)
Biological process (GO): snRNA import into nucleus
Cellular component (GO): cytoplasm; nucleus
Source: RefSeq, a predicted model, not a curated record